Erigeron canadensis is the source of this 1109-nucleotide messenger RNA. RefSeq names its product ethylene-responsive transcription factor 4-like. The coding region runs from base 68 to 814 and encodes 248 amino acids. The record is from RefSeq and is a predicted model, not a curated record. Gene Ontology annotation, biological process: regulation of DNA-templated transcription. The transcript has a single exon. Lineage: Eukaryota; Viridiplantae; Streptophyta; Magnoliopsida; Asterales; Asteraceae. Gene Ontology annotation, molecular function: DNA-binding transcription factor activity; DNA binding.
ACUGCCGUCCUUUUUUUUUUUUUUUAAAUUAUUUUUUAAUCAUUAUUAUUUAUAUCAUUAUAUCUAAAUGUCUCCUAAAAAUAUGACAUCAACUCAUGUUUCCGUUAAUAACAAUAAACUUAACGGAAACAACAACAACGUAGUAAAAGAAGCUCAUUUUAGAGGCGUUAGGAAACGGCCAUGGGGAAGAUACGCCGCCGAGAUUCGUGAUCCCGGCAAAAAAAGCCGCGUCUGGUUAGGUACCUUCGACACGGCGGAAGAAGCCGCCAGAGCUUACGACACGGCGGCGCGUGAGUUCCGUGGUGCCAAAGCCAAAACCAAUUUCCCUCUCUAUCAUGAUAUUAACAACAACAACAACAAUAAUAAUGACCAGAGUUUGUUAUUGAAGAUGCAAACUCAGAAUGUCAACAUUAAUAAAAGUAGUCAACAAAUUAGUACCACCAGUCAAGGAAGCACCGUCGAAUCAGCGAGUAUUAUUGAUUACGAAUCAAUUAUUCCUCCGCCUUCAUUAGAUCUGAAACUCGGCGUAACCACCGCUCCGGCGCUUCCUUUUCAUCAGAAUAACACGAAUAUGUACCGGUAUCCCACCGGGUUUUUUCCUGCUCAGUCGAACCAGAUCUUUUAUAUCGACGGUGUUUUUUUCUCCGGUCAACCUCAGGCGCCUCAUCAUUUCAACCGCUGUGCCGCCCCUGUUUUCCGUCAAACAGUUAGCGAUGAUGAUUCGAAUUCAUCCUCUGUUGUUGACAUGAGGCCGGUAGUUACGCCGGCACCGCAACUUUUCGAUCUUAAUUUUCCGCCGCCAGCUGAAACAUGAUCUGGAUACGUAUAUAAAUAUAGAUAUAAAUCUCUAUCUAUAUGAGAAAUAGUAUAUAGAUGAUAUGAUGAGAUCGGAGAGUAGGAUUAGCUAUAAUCAUGAAUUGAUUACAAAUACAUCUUUAUUUCGUCGGGUGGGUUGUUCGACUGUAAAUACUGAAUCGGAUCUUUAAUUUUUUUUUGUUAUAGUUAUUUUUAGCAACAUUUAGAGAAGUUUUUAAUGUGUAAUUUCUCUCUGUAUUGUUUGGCAAAUGUAAUCGCAUUUUGUAGAAUUGUUUUGUUAAUUAACCAGAAAA